AUGAAUCUGUUUAUAUUAAUCACAACAACAUUAGUUUUAUUUCUUCAAUUAAAUGGUCUAAUACAAUGUGGUUCUGAUCGAACAACAACAGCUAUUGUUAAUAUUUAUUCAAAUUUUGCUGAAAUCGUAGAAAAACUCGAUGACAACAGUCGACCAACAAUUGAAUUUUCUGAAAAAGAAUGGGAAAAUAUUCGUUCUGAUACAAUAAUCUUAAUUUGUCCAACUGCAAACAUUACAGUCACAUCGCAAACUGUGACCGAACAGAAACGAUCAUUAAAUGGUGAAAAAAUAUUCAUACGUGAUAAUGUUAAUAAAAGUGCUCCAAUUAUGGAAGUAACAAUGAUUGAUGAAACAAAACAUCUUAUUGAAGAUCGAACAUCAAAUAAAGGUCAAUCGUUAUAUUAUACGAUUAAUACCAAGAGACAAGAAAUCCUUCAAACAAGUUUACCACCAACAAGUAAAUAUUUGGUUUCAUUCACCUAUCGUAAAUCUAUAUCAUUGGGUGAUAGCCAAGAACAACCACAAUUAUAUGUUAGCUAUUUGUAUUCAAAAUUAAAUUGGAGAGUUCGUUAUCAACUCUUAUUAUCAACAUUGACAAACAAUUCAGUAUUAUUGAACUAUGCUGAUAUUCGAAAUGAUGGAUUAAACACAAUUAAAAUUGAUCACGGGGAAUUAUUUAGUGGUGAUAUUAAUAUACAAAUGAACCAACAACGAAUCUAUACACAAAAUCGAUUCACCACUAAAAUGCCGGGGCAGCAAAACUUAUUUAACGCACAGUACCAUCAGGAAGCAUCGCUACCAUCGAUAGAAAGUAGCGGAACCGAAUUGGCUGGCAUAUAUAAAUUUACAAUCAAUAAACCAUUUGAAAUUGAACCAAAAACGAAUUAUUUGUUGCCCAUGUUCGAACCAACUGUGUAUGUCAGACGUUUUGGUUUAAUUGAUAAAGUGUUUAAUAAAUAUUCUUUAACAACGAAUGAUAAAGUACAACGUUCCUAUUGUUUGUUAUCAAAGGAAUAUUUACCAAAAGGUCAAGUUAUACUUCGUGAAGAUGGUUAUCUUGUUGGAGAAACUGCAUUUCCCAAUUUGGCAGCAAAUGAAAAAUAUACAUUUUCAAUUGGUCAAGAUGCUGAUAUAACAUAUAAUGAACAAAUUCAUUUAUUAUCAACAAUUAAAUUCAAUGAUACAUCGAGAAAUGUGACAAUUACUCGGUUAACCUAUGAAAUUCAUUUAAAAAUAAACAAUCAUAAACAUCGUGUAGUAUCAAUUGGAUAUAAACAACAAUUUCCAACAAUGAAGAAAUUUAAUGCGACCAUCGGCCAUAGCCAUAGCCAUAGCCAUAGCAAUAGCAGUAGUUUGUUCUUUUUGAAUCCUGACAAUAAACAACAAGUCAUGGCCACAUUUGAUGUAGAAGCUGACAAAGUGGCAACAUACAAAUAUGGAGUUAUCAAUGAAGAAGAAUGA
Didymodactylos carnosus is the source of this 1461-nucleotide messenger RNA. The record is from the annotation of a GenBank genome assembly. NCBI's taxonomy places the organism in Eukaryota, Metazoa, Rotifera, Eurotatoria, Philodinida, Philodinidae.